Gavialis gangeticus (Gharial) is the source of this 459-nucleotide messenger RNA. RefSeq names its product translocase of outer mitochondrial membrane 7 (gene TOMM7). Lineage: Eukaryota; Metazoa; Chordata; Crocodylia; Gavialidae. The record is from RefSeq and is a predicted model, not a curated record. Gene Ontology annotation, cellular component: mitochondrial outer membrane translocase complex. Bases 86 to 253 code for a protein of 55 amino acids. The transcript has 3 exons. Gene Ontology annotation, biological process: protein import into mitochondrial matrix.
AAGCCAGGCCGCACCUCCCGCCGCGCAGGCGCAGUGACGGUAGCGCCCAAGCCCCUCCUCUCCGGCCCUCGCUCGCGCCGUCGGGAUGCCGAAGCUGAGCAAAGAAGCCAAGCAGCGGCUGCAGCAGCUUUUCAAGGGUGGCCAGUUCGCCAUCCGCUGGGGCUUCAUCCCCGUCGUGCUCUACCUAGGUUUCAAGAGAGGUGCAGAUCCUGGAAUGCCUGAACCAACCAUUAUGAGUCUUCUUUGGGGAUGAAAGAUUUGGCUCUACAGUACUGUAAUCAUUUGAUGGGCAGAAAAAAUGAAGAUGUGAACAUUCCACAGGAUAAGGAGAACAUUUGCCAAUCACACUGACUAGCUUGUACAGCAUCCUGAGGACAUAGAUGUACAUAAGACAAAAUGUAUUUCUACUGAUGUAAUUUAUUUGCUUUGCACUGUAGUUAAAUAAAUACACUUUGAUUC